AUGGGGACUCACGAGUCCGGUCCGAGUUACUUGGAGGAUGCUGAUGGCUCCGAUGGGGUGACUCGCAUAUCGGUUAUUGCUGAAAACCCUGAAUCUCUUGGAGAUAGGGUUUUGGAGAAAUGGGGUUGUGAUCUUCCAUUUCGUUACAUUAAUGUGAUCAGUAUUAAGGGAUUUAAAGAGUGUGCCGCGGCUUUUGGUGCUACUGGAGCUGCGCUUGGAGCUGUACCUACUGCUGCUUUUGCCUGGAAAUACUCCAAGAGUCCACAUGGUACUGCACUGUCCUUCUUAGGAGGAGGUCUUUUUGGUUGGACCUUUGGUCAAGAAGUCGCUAACCAUACGAUGCAACUGUAUAAGCUGGAGACAAUGGCUGCUCAAGUUAAGUUCAUGGAAUGGUGGGAUCGUAAGUCUCGAGGAAGGUCGUGA
Molecule: messenger RNA, 423 nt
Organism: Eruca vesicaria subsp. sativa (arugula)
Lineage: Eukaryota; Viridiplantae; Streptophyta; Magnoliopsida; Brassicales; Brassicaceae
Source: the annotation of a GenBank genome assembly